GGAAACCGGUUCCCUUCCGGAGACGCCAUUUUGCCGUGAGACAGCAGCAGCCGCAGCAGCAGUCCGGGAAGCGGCGGGGUUUCUGAAGCUAACGAUGCUGUCGACAGCAGGCUACGCCGAGCCCGCGCUUGGCCUGGGUUGUGAGGCGAAGCAGGGCUCUGCGGUGCAACACCGCUUCUCCCCUUACACCUUCAAUGGCGGGUGAGUAUCUGGCCGCCGGCCUGGCAACCGCUUCCUGUCCUCUCCUUUUGUACUCGGCUGCUCGGUCCGGGCUGCCCAAAUUACGGCGGUUUUUGCUUCGCGAUCAGCCCUACUUCCUAGUGUUUGGCUUUUAUGUCUUCGAGACGUGCUUGUUUUAUUACAAUCCGACCCCACCUUAUGGCACAGCUACGUUUCCCUUUUUUUAAGGGAAAUUCCCUUAUUCCGAAUAGGAUUCCUCGCAAGAAAAGGGAAAAGUUGACAGCUAUGCCUUAUGGGCCGUAGAAGGUCGUCCCCCCCCCCCCUUCAAGACGGCUUCCAAGUUUAAAACACUAAGGACAGCUUUAAAGAUGAAUGCAAUCACCAAGAGCAUCAAAUCGCUGCCCUCCUGUGAGAGCCCACAGUUAUCACGGCCUCCAUAUGCUCACCCGAAGGUCUCGACAGAGUUGGUGUGCUUUUCCAGAUCAAGACUUGUACAAAAUAGUUUUAAUCCCACCCUCCCAGUCUGCCCAGCCUUUUUCUCAUGGAUUUUCAGGUUUUCCCGUUGGUGAGGGUGGCUCCUCCUUGAUUCCCUCAGUUGUAUUUCAUCUCUUAACCUUACGUAUAUCCGAUUUUCUUUUUAUUUUAAUUCAGAGUUCUGUCUGUAUUUUUUCAGUUGUACAAGUGCACUAAGGAAAAACAAUAACCAAGGGGAUUUGGGGGGGGGGGGAGAGACUCUCUGUUAGUCUGGCAUCCUGUUUUUGAGCAAAAGUGCUGAGAUCUGGCUGCUAUGUCAGUGAAACUCCAGUUUUGAGUGCUUUCAAAGAAUGCACAACCACGUAUAUGCAGGCUGUUUUUGGAUCUGGGCAGGAGUGUGGCAUGCUUGCACACACUCCACUAACAUUCACAAAUGACCCAGAAUGCAACCCCUGUUCAAAUCAGGGGUUGCCUGUAUCUGAUUCUCUGGUAUAAAUGUGGAUCGAUAACUCAGGGUAGAAUGACGAGAGUCAAUAAAUGACAGGAUUACACUCCUGCUGAAAGAGUGGGUACCUUACUUGGGGUAUUCCUGAAUCCAUUGCUGUCGCUUGAGGCUCAGGUAGCCUUGGUGACACAGAGUGCUUACAUCAGCUUCAUCUGAUGGCCCAGCUGUGCUCCUAUCUGCACAGAGAUAGCCUAACCUCUGUUGUCUAUGCUCUGGUAGUCUGCAGGUUGCAUUACUGCAAUGCAUUAUGCGAUUAUGUCUUCAAAUACUCGUUAGAUGUGUUUUUUAUUGGAACAAUCACAACGGCAAAGCAAAAUCUAUAAUACUUGUAGGAUUUCUAGUUUUUGUGUUGCUGAGCUGAAUUGUUUGCUAAAUCCUAAGUACCCAGAAACAUUUGUUCCUUUUUUUGUCUUAAAGGACUAUAUUGGCAAUUGCUGGUGAAGACUUUUCUAUUGUUGCCUCAGACACCCGACUGAGUGAAGACUAUGCAAUUCAUAGCCGGGACAGUCCAAAAUGCUACAAACUGUAAGUUUAACUUAAGAGAACCUAAAAUUGUAAUUGCCCUAUAAUCAUCAAGAGCAUCAUGUCUUUGUUGCAGCUAACUUAAUUCUUUAUAAUUUUGCUUUUUGAAACAGGACUUCACUGAAGCCUGGUGUUUCCAUAAGCUUCAUUUGAUUUCUUAUAAACUCAAGUAUCUCAAACUUUUAGCUAGAAGGAUGAUAACUAACUGACAGUGAUUUUGCCUAACAUGGCUGUAUCUUAUCUAAUAUGCCAUCUGGUAAAAUGGUGAAAUUCUCUGGCUGUGUUCCUCCAUCCUUCAUGGCAAGCAGCUUUUGAAAAUGAAAGAGCUGUUUAAAAGCACAUUGCAGUGUGGAACGGAGGGGGAGCCUGCUAUUCAAGUACACAAAAAGUUGUUUCAGGGCAUGCUUUUGAGUACACGUGGGCUGCAAACCUAAGUACAGUGGUGCCCCGCAAGACGAAUGCCUCGCAAGACGGAAAACCCGCUAGACGAAAGGGUUUUCCGUUUUUGAGUUGCUUCGCAGGACGAAUUUCCCUAUGGGCUUGCUUCGCAAGACGAAAAUGUCUUGCGAGUCUUGAGAUUUUUUUUCGCUCCCCCCCCCCUUUUUCUAAGCCGCUAAGCCGCUAAUAGCCUUUUAGCAGCUAAGCCGCUAAUAGGGUUGCUUCGCAAGACAAAAAAACCGCUAGACGAAGACACUCGCGGAACGGAUUAAUUUCAUCUUGCGAGGCACCACUGUACACUUACGAUGGAGUAAGCCCCAUUGAACAUGGCAGUAUUUACUUCCGAGUAAAAUACUGUGCUGCUGUAGUAGCUCUUGGAACAUUGGUAGGCCCAGUCUUUUCUAAAUAAGUAGUUUUAGUUUCAUUAUCUAACAUGGUUCACUUUGUCAAUGUCUUCUCUUGGGUAAUAUUCUUUAAAGUGAAACAGGAAAAACACUCAAUUACAUGCUUAUGCACAUCAUGGACAUUUCAGACUACAAAACCAAAAUGUUUUCUAUAAUAUUACUUCAGAAUUUUCCAGGGCAAAGAAAAGAAAUUUGCUAGGUAUGAGUAGUACCACAAACUUCACCACUCAUUUUUGCAUUAACUCAUUUAAUUGGAUGCAUGAAAUAUAUAGCCUUUUAGCUUUCUUAAUAGACAUGUCUCAUAGGUUCCAACUGGGGAUGCAUUCUUAGCAUAUUAGGAUAUACUCCUAGGUAAGUGGGUAUAGAAUUGUAGACUUAGUUUUAUUGUUUUAGGCUGGCAUACUAUGUAUCCACUUACUUGGGAGUGAGCCCCAUUGAACAUAGUAGGACUUACUUCUGCAUAGGGUUGUGUUGCUAGCUUUAUAGUAGAACAGUUUUUAAAUAGUUGCCUAGAUAUAAACAUUUGACUUGUAACCUUCUAUUAACAUCAGUUGAUCUUUUGUGAUGAUGGUACUUGUUAAUACUGUUUCCAUAGUAUUCUCUGUAGAUGGCAGGGUUUGUGCAAAGUACUAUAUGCUAUAUAAUACGCUAUGCAGAGUCUUGGGGCUAGUCCAGAUGUGCAUUACUGCCACUUUUCCUUUAUGUGAUUCUGUGGUGUCUUCGAGAACCUGUGAUCUGGUGGAGAAUGUAUCAAGUGAACCAAAGUACACUCAGGCACCAGUUAAGAACGUAAGCAAAGCUUUGCAAAAUCAGACCCAAAGGUUUGUGUGUUUCCAGAUGCUUCUGAGAAGCUGACAAGCCUCCAGCAACUGGUAUUUGGUGGCAUGUGGCCUAUGAAGAUGUAAGUUGUAUUUGGCCUUCACAGCUAGUACGUCACCAUCACAUCUUACAAGAAUGCAUUCCAUAUAAUUGCUCCAGUUGUGUGUAGCACUAUAUUCAAAUUGCAUGGGCCCAUGUGAUAGUGAGCACAGUUGCUUAUCGUCAUGUUGAAUAAAAACAGUAUCAAUGCACAACUGAAUCAGUCCUGGUUCUGCAUGUUAAGCAGUAAAGUUGUAAUUCGUACAACACCGCUUUAUGAAAAUUUGAAUGAGAGGAAUUCUUUGAUGUUUUUGUUUACAGUUGAUAUGUGUCAUAAUUGACAACUAAAGGUACUUUAACAAAAAAUCUUAUCUGAGAGUAUUCAUUGUGUCAAGAUUACUUAAAAUCAUAUUAAUGUUGCAUUUGUACAGGACAGAUACAACGGUCAUUGGUUGCAGUGGAUUUCAUGGAGAUUGCCUUACACUUACUAAAAUUAUUGAAGCAAGGUUAAAGGUAAAUUAUAUUUAUUUAUAUAUGUUUGUAAAUGGAGGCGGCCAAACGCUAGUAAAAGAAAUUGCCAAGAAAAUAGUUUUAAGCUUAGAAAUUCCUAUGGCAUAGUGGUGAAUCAAAUAUAAUUUCUCUGCACAACAGUGGAAGCUUGUGGAUUAGAAAGCAAAUUUGCGUUUUUGUUGUUCUUUAACCUCAGGGGUGUGUAUAAAACUUAAGUGGCUGUUCCAGUGUACAGUUACAACAUUGGGUGAUGCCAGAUGUUUUAAGGAACUCCUUUACCCUUUAAUGAUAACUAGUUUUUCUUGCCUGUUGGUAGAGUAGCCUGCUUAUGUAGGAGUCUGAAUCUGACCAUCUUGCCUGUUCUGCAGCUCAUUUCAGUGAAAGAUUCAGCAUGAACUUGUUUCUGUUAUAACAAUUUUGCCAUUUGAUUCCAGAUGUACAAACAUUCCAAUAACAAGACCAUGAGUGCUGGAGCUAUUGCAGCCAUGCUUUCUACAAUCCUGUAUUCUCGAAGAUUCUUCCCUUACUAUGUUUACAACAUAAUUGGUGGAUUAGAUGAAGAAGGUAAAGUCUAAUUUGAAUUCCAGUAUAUCUGAAGGAGCGUCUCCACCCCCAUCGUUUUACCCAGACACUGAGGGCCUUCUGGUGGUUCCCUCACUGCAAGAAGCCAAGUUACAGGAAACCAAGCAGAGGGCCUUCUCGGUAGUGGCGUCCACCCUGUGGAACGCCCUCCCACCAGAUGUCAAAGAGAACAACAACUACCAGACUUUUAGAAGACAUCUGAAGGCAGCCCUAAACAGGGAAGCUUUUAAUGUUUGAUGUAUCACAGUAUUGUAAUAUUUUUUGGAAGCCGCCCAGAGUGGCUGGGGAAGCCCAGCCAGAUGGGCGGGGUAUAAAUAAAUAAAUUAUUAUUAUUAUUAUUAUUAUUAUUGGUGGUAGUAGUAGUAGUAGUAGUAAAUAUAAGUCUCUCUUGCAGCAUUCAAAAUUUGCUAGGCGCCAAAUGUAUUUUGCACCUAGCUAUCGGGUGCUUGUGACAAAGUGAAGAUGUCUGCCUGAUGUCUCCACCAUCUGGAGGUGCAUGCCUGGAGAUCCUGGGAUCUUGCUUGUUUUCACACACUAGCAACACAUCCUGUAGAAUUAUAGCCGUGAAAUUAUAUCUGCACAAUCAAAACAAAUUUCAGGAACCCUGACAUUCAUGCCCAUGAAGCCCCAAGCCUUCUACUGCUCUGCAACAGUCUGGAGUAGCCACUCCUCCAUUCAAACCGACCAUACAUUGGCUAAGCAGAGAAUGGCUUGGCAUAAGGUAUGAACCAGGCCAUAGUUUUAAAAACUGAUUUAAAAAAUGUACAUUGAUUUAAAAUGCUCCACACAAAUCAUGAACUGAAAACUAAGGUUUGUUCUUGGUUUACAGUUCAUGGUUUACCACAAACCAUAAGCACAGCUUGAGACUUAAUGCUAAGACAAAUCAUAGCUCAGCCCUAGGUAGCAUGGUGGCAGCAGGGCCAGGGAUGGAGCACUGCAACUGCACUUUUUGUUCCAGGAACCCACACAAUGUUCAUUCAUGGCAAGUUGUGGUUUGCCUUAGAGUUGCAUAUGAAAUGGGCCAAUACCUGUUGGAUUUUUGGAAUUCAUUCUUUUGGGUUGUGUUUCGAGUUCAUUCUUUUGGAUUGUGUGAUUAAUUUUGUUAUACUUUGGUAGCUAUAUAAUUUCUCAUCCACUUUUAUCUAAGAUGACAGUUCAUUACUCUUUCUGUCAAAUCCACAUCAUCUGGUUCCAAACUGAAGUGGCUGCUAUAGCCUUUUGUGUGUGUGUCUGCUCCAGCUAUUAGACCUUAUUCAUGGUUGUUGCUUGUGAUUCUAACGUCAGCUUCUUUUUCUUCUUAAGGAAAGGGUGCAGUGUACAGCUUUGAUCCAGUAGGCUCCUACCAGAGAGAUACUUUCAAAGCUGGUGGAUCAGCUAGUGCCAUGCUGCAGCCUCUGCUGGACAACCAGGUAAGAUUUCAGACAUGACUCUCUGGUUAGUGGUUACAUAGACAUAGAAGUACAGUGGAACCUUGGUUCUCAAACUUAAUCCAUUCUGGAAGUCCAUUUGACUCCCAAAACCAUUUGAAAACCAAGGUGUGGCUUCCGAUUGGCUGCAGGAGCUUCCUGCACUGAAGCAGAAGCUGUGUCGGAUGUUUGGCUUCUGAAAAACGUUUGAAAACUGGAACACUUACUUCCGGGUUUUCUGCGUUCAGGAGCAGAUUUGUUCACCAACUAAGCUGUUCAAGAACCAAGGUUUGAUUGUAGUUGAAUUGUUUCUGAAGCACUUAAUGUUUCUUCUGUGCUUCUGAUGGCCUCCAUGUUUGACAUACAGUAGUUUUCACCUGAUAGAAAAUUAAGAGUAAGAAACAGACAAGUUUUAUAAACUAAUUUUCCAUACACAAGAACAAACUUGUAAAUGGCUACCUGCUUGGCAGCCUGGAACAAUUAGGAUUUGCUUCCAGAACCCCAGACACCAUAGCUUUAGACAAGUUUGGUGGUUCUUUCCUGUUAGCCUACUGAUGACUAAUGUAGGUAUUAUGUGAGCAGGUGGGCUGAUAAGCAUCUCUGGGGACUUCAUUUGCUCGGUUGUGAGUUCCUGAAAGAGUUGUCAUUCUAUAAAGCAGUGCUACUCUGGCUGACCAAGCAUGAUCAUGCCACAGGCAUUAGAAGGUCACCUAAAUAAAAAGGAAACAAUUUGUACUGGUGCUUUGUGCUUGUUUCAGUUUGUUUUUUAUUAAUUCAGAGAGGAUGACUAUUUUAUUUGCCAUAGCUGCAUUCAGAUAAUGCUUGCAUCCAUCACUUACCUUGAACAUGUGAAACUGCUGUCAUCUCAUCAUCAGCUGUCCGUAACUGUUACACUUUGAUGUCAUGGCAUUUAUGAAGAGUUGAUUUCCAGCAAUUGCAGCAAAAGUGAAUGUGCGAAUUUGGCCUUUAAUUUAUUCCCUUAUUCUGCCCCCGCCUCCAAAUGAAUGUAGUGAUCAUUUACCAAAUGACUUCCUUACCCGUUAUUUUGAUUUAAAUUUUUUUUAGUGGCAAAAUCUGGCCUGUAACAAAGUAGCCCUCAUCUUAAUUGUCAAAUGAAACUGAGAACAGAAAGGUUAAUUAAAAUGUCUUUCUUUUUGAAAGGUUGGCCUCAAGAACUUGCAGAAUGUGGAGCAUGUGUCUUUGUCUCUGGAGAAGGCUUUGCAGUUAGUCAAGGAUGUCUUUAUUUCUGCUGCAGAAAGAGAUGUAUACACUGGGGAUGCACUUAAAAUCUGCAUUAUCACAAAAGAUGGAAUUAAAGAAGAAAUGACUCCAUUGCGAAGAGACUAAAUCAGUGCACUGUACAUUUAAAGAAUUUUGGUGUGCAACCUUAAUUUUUGUGCAGGCUAUAUACUGCUGGUAUGAUAUUUGAUGUAAUAAAAAAGAAACCAAAGCUGUC
This is a messenger RNA of Podarcis lilfordi (Lilford's wall lizard), 7335 nucleotides long. The record is from the annotation of a GenBank genome assembly. NCBI's taxonomy places the organism in Eukaryota, Metazoa, Chordata, Lepidosauria, Squamata, Lacertidae.